Messenger RNA from Verticillium dahliae VdLs.17, 1299 nucleotides. RefSeq names its product saccharopine dehydrogenase. The transcript has 6 exons. Gene Ontology annotation, cellular component: cytoplasm. Lineage: Eukaryota; Fungi; Ascomycota; Sordariomycetes; Glomerellales; Plectosphaerellaceae. Gene Ontology annotation, molecular function: saccharopine dehydrogenase activity. The record is from RefSeq and is a predicted model, not a curated record. Bases 1 to 1299 code for a protein of 432 amino acids.
AUGUCAUCCCAGAGCGUGCUCAUGCUCGGUGCGGGCUUCGUGACCCGGCCGACCCUCGAUAUCCUCAGCGAGGCCGGUAUUCCCGUCACCGUCGCCUGCAGGACCCUCGAGUCUGCGAAGAAGCUUUCCCAGGGCGUCGCCCACUCGACUCCCAUCUCCCUCGAUGUGACCGACGACAAGGCUCUCGAUGCUGAGGUCGCCAAGCAUGAUCUGGUCAUCAGCUUGAUCCCUUACACCUUCCACGCCACCGUCAUCAAGUCGGCCAUCCGCCAGAAGAGGCACGUUGUCACCACCAGCUACGUCUCGCCCGCCAUGAUGGAGCUCGACCAGCAGUGCAAGGAUGCCGGCAUCACUGUCAUGAACGAGAUUGGCCUGGACCCCGGUAUCGACCACCUCUACGCUGUCAAGACCAUUGAGGAGGUGCACCAGGAGGGCGGCAAGAUCCUGUCCUUCCUGUCCUACUGCGGCGGUCUCCCCGCGCCCGAGGCCUCGGACAACCUCUCGGCUACAAGUUCUCGUGGUCGUCGCGGCGGCUCCGUCGUCGACGUGCAGUCCAAGGACCUCAUGGGCACGGCCAAGCCCUACUUCAUCUACCCCGGCUACGCCUUUGUCGCGUACCCCAACCGCGACUCGACGCCCUACAAGGAGCGCUACAACAUCCCCGAGGCCGAGACCAUCAUCCGUGGUACCCUGCGCUAUCAGGGCUUCCCCCAGUUCAUCCGCGUCCUGGUCGAGAUUGGCUUCCUCGACGACACGGCCCAGGAGACGCUCGGCCAGAACCAGCCCUGGAAGGAGGCGACCAAGACCAUCGUCGGCGCCUCGUCCUCGAGCGCCGCCGACCUCGAGAAGGCCAUCCUCGCCAAGGCGACCUUCGACUCGCCCGAGGACCAGCAGCGCAUCCUCGGCGGUCUGCGCUGGAUCGGCCUCUUCUCGGACGAGCAGACGAUUGCGCGCGGCAACCCGCUCGACACGCUCUGCGCGACGCUCGAGAAGAAGAUGCAGUUCGAGGAGGGCGAGCGCGACCUCGUCAUGCUGCAGCACAAGUUUGUCAUUGAGCACAAGAGCGGCGAGCGCGAGACGCGCACGUCGACCCUCGUUGAGUACGGCGACCCUGCCGGCUACUCGGCCAUGGCCAAGCUCGUCGGCGUGCCGUGCGCCGUCGCCGUCAAGCAGGUGCUCAACGGCACCCUCGCCGAGAAGGGCGUGCUCGCGCCCAUGACCUCCAAGAUCAACAACCCGCUCAUGAAGGAGCUCAAGGAGAAGUACGGCAUCAGCAUGGUCGAGAAGACUGUGUCGUAG